AGAACUUUUCAGAGAGAGAAGAGAGAACCCCCUCCCCCCCCCCCAAAAAAAAAAAAAUCAAGGAAAAAAAAAACAAGCAGAUACACACUAAGCAGGAGAGAAUAGAAGCAGUAGAAGAAGAAGACAGAGAGGCUAUUUUUCCCAUCGGUGUCUCCGUCACCACCCUCAUUCCUCCUCACUUUGGACAGCACAUUUGGCAGCUUCAAAUGGGUGGUGGAUGUAGCCUGUCUGAAUUGGCGGAUUUCUUCUGAAAAUGGUCGAUUUUAUCUCGAAUUUCAGAUUUUGAUAUUAUGUUGGGUUUUCUAAUAUUCAGGUGGUUUUGAACGCUGAAGUGAAGUGCUUGUUAAGUUAGGCCUUUUAGGAGGAGCUUUUGAAUAAAUUAUAGCGAGCGGCGACCGUUUGAAACUAGUGUUAAAGCUGGUUGUUUUGCGUAGCAAAUGGGUGGUGAUAGUGAUGAGGCUAGUAGUGCUAUGAUGCAAAGGCUUCAAUCAUCAUUUGGUACCUCAUCAUCUUCAGUUCCUAUACAACAGCAACAGCAGCAACAGUUACCCAUGUCCGUGAAUCAAAUUGAGGUACCCCAGUUGAAUUCCUCGCAAUUUCGAGGUCAGAUGCGGCAGUUUUCUCCAAGUUUUAGUGUUGAUGGUAGCAAAAGGGCUGGCAUACCGCCUUCUCACCCUCAAAUGCCCCGUGUUUCUCCCUAUUCACAGAUCCCAGUAACCCGGCCUGGAAAUCAGCAAUCGGGAAUUCAAAUUUUUGGUAAUACUUCAGGUCCAGGGCCCUCACACACACGAUCUUUGUCACAACCUUCAUUUUUCUCGCUCGAUUCAUUGCCUCCCUUAAGCCCUUCCCCUUAUAAAGAAUCCUCUCCGAGCUCCAUUUCUGAACAUCAUCUAUCAGUUGAUGUUUCUAUGGAGGAUCAAAAUGCCAAUUCACAAUCAUCAUUAUUGCCACCGUCCCCUUUCACUAGGGGUGUAAAUUCUUUAAGGGUAGGGGAAAAUCUUCCUCCCCGUAAGACGCACAGGCGGUCUAACAGUGAUAUACCAUUUGGAUUUUCUACUAUCAUGCAAUCCUCACCGCCCCUUGUGCCAUUGCGAAGUCCCGGUGCUGCCAUCCCUCCGAGAGAAAAUUCAGUUGCUAAGCCAGCACAAUUGGUGAAACGCGAAUCCUUUUGGGAGAAAAGUAGCGAGGCCAAUGCAGAGGGUAUGGGUGAGAGAAAAUCUGAGGGGGAGGUUGUAGAUGAUCUGUUUUCUGCUUAUAUGAAUUUGGACAACAUAGAUGCACUGAAUUCUUCUGGAACUGAUGAAAAGCAGGGCACUGAGAACCGUGAAGAUUUGGAUAGUAGAGCUAGUGGUACAAGGACAAAUGGUGGUGAUAGCAGUGAUAAUGAAGCGACGAGCAGUGUAAAUGAAAGUAGUAAUAGCAUGCAGAGAUUAGGAAUCUCUUCUUCAAGUGAGAAGAGGGAGGGUUUCAAAAGGAAUGCCGGGGAAGAUAUCUCUCCAGCUUCAAGACACUAUCGGAGCGUUUCCAUGGAUAGCUUCAUGGGCAAGUUAAACUUUGGUGAUGAGUCACCAAAAAUGCCUCCAUCCCCAGGAGCUCGUGCUGGGCAACUGUCACCAAGCAAUUCUCUCGAUGCAAAUUCAAAUACCUUCAGCUUGGAGUUUGGAAACGGCGAGUUUAGCGGGGCAGAACUUAAGAAGAUUAUGGCAAACGAGAAACUAGCUGAGAUUGCUUUAUCUGAUCCUAAAAGGGCCAAGAGGAUUUUGGCCAAUCGUCAGUCUGCCGCUCGUUCAAAGGAGAGAAAGAUGAGAUAUAUUGCUGAAUUGGAGCACAAGGUUCAAACUUUACAGACUGAAGCAACCACAUUAUCUGCCCAGCUAACACUAUUGCAGAGAGAUUCUGCUGGACUGACCAGCCAGAACAAUGAAUUGAAGUUUCGCUUGCAAGCCAUGGAACAACAGGCACAACUGCGAGAUGCAUUAAAUGAAGCAUUAACAGCGGAGGUUCAGCGCUUGAAGCUUGCAACUGCUGAGCUGAACGGUGAUCCUUCCAAGUACCAGCAGCAGCUUGCCAUGAGUUCUCAAAUGUUUCAGUUGCAUCAUCAGCAGGCUGCCCAACUUAACAUUCACCAGCUACAGCAGCAGCAAUCUCAGUCACCACAGCAGCAACAGACGCCUGCCAAGCAUGAAACCAACCAAUAAAUUUGGUGGAUGAUGUUGGGUUGGUGGAUGAUGGUGUCUUUUUUUUUUGUUCAUCUUGCGCUUUCCUCAAUUUGAUUUCAUUCAUCAGUUUUUUUUUUUAAUUUAAAAAAAAAAAGCAUUCAUUCAUUGUUUUGCAUUUCAAACAGAAAGGUACUUCUAUAAGAGUUAGUAGUAUUUUGUUUCCAUAGAGACCCUACAAAUCCUGCAUGGUUUUGCAAAACAACUUCUAGAAGUCAAACAUACCAAAAAAAAAAAAAAACUUGUGUAGCUUUGGCUCGUGUGCUAGGGAAUUAAUGUGCACGUGACUUGGUUUUGUGAUAUCAUCUUCAAAGCAGAAAUGCAUAAUUAUUAUGUACUUCGUAUCCUUGUAACAACAAACAGUAGUAUAUAAAUAUCUCACUUGGUAUUUCGGUUG
Molecule: messenger RNA, 2613 nt
Organism: Coffea eugenioides
Lineage: Eukaryota; Viridiplantae; Streptophyta; Magnoliopsida; Gentianales; Rubiaceae
Product: myb-like protein Z
Exons: 5
Coding region: 438-2198 (586 amino acids)
Biological process (GO): regulation of DNA-templated transcription
Cellular component (GO): nucleus
Molecular function (GO): DNA-binding transcription factor activity
Source: RefSeq, a predicted model, not a curated record